UUUGACGCCGAAUUUCGACGCUUCGCCAUGAAGCGCUCUGGCACAGGCAGCUUCCAGGACUUUUACCACCUGCUGCAGACGGUGCACCAGAUCCCACGGGUGGAUGUGCUCCUGGGCUACACGGAUGUCCACGGUGACCUCCUGCCCAUCAACAACGACGACAACUACCACAAAGCCCUAUCCUCUGCCAACCCCCUGCUCAGGGUCAUCAUCCAGAAGAAGGAGUCUGAUGCCAGUGUCUUUGCCUCAAACUCCUUGCAGCGAAAGAAGAAGGGCCUGCUGCGCCCUGCACACUAUCGGACCAAGACCCACCUCCUCAUUGGCAUGCCCCAGGACUUCCGACAGAUCUCCUCCAUCAUCGACGUGGACAUCCUGCCUGAGACCCACCGCCGCGUGCGGCUCCACAAGCACGGCUCUGACAAGCCACUGGGCUUCUACAUCCGUGAUGGUGUCAGCGUGCGAGUGGCCCCGCAUGGCGUUGAGAAGGUGCCUGGGAUCUUCAUCUCCCGCCUGGUGAAGGGUGGCUUGGCCGAGAGCACGGGGCUGCUGGCCGUGAGUGACGAGAUCCUGGAGGUCAAUGGCAUUGAUGUGGCCGGCAAGUCCCUGGACCAGGUGACGGACAUGAUGGCCGCGCGCAGCCCAGGCUUGCCCCCGUACACCCCCCCCAGCCAGCAGACACCCAGCCCGGCCUCGCAGUACCUGAGCAACUACAGCACAGCUGAGAGCGAUGAGGAGGGUGACCUGGUCAUCGAGAGUGACAGCGCACCCCACUACAUCCCUGAAGGCUGCCCCAACAGGGGCCCCGUGGACCAACCCCUCCAGCAGCGCCCAUCCCCACGCAGCUCCCAGGGCUCCCUCCCGUCCCGCGCCAUCAACGCUGGGAGCCCCGGCCGGGGCAGCGGGCAGGAGUAUGGCACCUUCCUCACCCUAUAG
Molecule: messenger RNA, 933 nt
Organism: Nestor notabilis (Kea)
Lineage: Eukaryota; Metazoa; Chordata; Aves; Psittaciformes; Psittacidae
Product: partitioning defective 6 homolog beta-like
Exons: 4
Biological process (GO): regulation of cellular localization; establishment or maintenance of cell polarity; centrosome cycle
Cellular component (GO): cell cortex; nucleus; apical plasma membrane
Molecular function (GO): protein kinase C binding
Source: RefSeq, a predicted model, not a curated record